AAUAAUUUUUGCAUUUAUGAAUUAAAUAAUUAGUAUCAUGUUACCGUCAAUAACAAUAUGUAUAAUGCGACGUUUAUUCGUAGCGAAGAGAUUGCCCCGCCUGUUGCUAAAUCGUUACAUACGCAACAUGCCGGCAAUGCCGGCUAAGGUUUUUGUUGACUAUGAGAAUCAAUACGCACACAGCAUCUUGUCGGAUUCUCUGAAGCCUUAUCAGAUUGUGCGCCCCAGCGAUUGCUUGAAAGUAGCUUCAACUGAUACUCAAUGUGACACGCCUCCGCGUGUGCUGCAACCCGUAAAGAAUGCGCGACCGGCUGAGUUAUAUGCGGAUUUUCGGUCGCUGGUCCAGUACUGUGCGCGCACGUGCGUUCAAAUCAGCGAGGACCGUUUUGAUGACUUUAUAACCUACUAUUGCGAGGAAAUACAUAAGUUCAGCGAUGAGCAGCUGUUGGGUACACUGCUUUGCCUACAACAGUUACCCACGCCAGCGUCCACAAAGGCUGCCAACUAUAUGGAGCUGUGGAACAUACUGGACAUCGAGUGCUGUCGCCGCAUCGAACGGUGGCCAACUGCCCAACUGUUGUUGGUGAGCGAUGCCUGGUAUCAGCUUGGACUUGCACGCAUUGGUGAAUUUGUGUGGCUCGCGUUGCGUAGGCUUGGCCGCAAAGUGCGCAAGAUGCCGCCGGAGCAACUGGUGCAGUCUAUGUUUCUGUGUAAUUUGCUGCGUCGGCCCGUGUUCGAGAUGUUUGACUUUGAGGUAAAUUUGGAGCAGUGCGUACAGCAAAUGACGCUCAAGGAGCUGGGAGUCAUGGCCAUGGGCUUCUUCAAAACACAAACGCCCAUUCGCAGUCCCCAGCUGCUGCAACAGCUGUACACUCGCCUAUUAGCACAGCUGGAUAAUGUGGAAGACAUCACGCUAGUCUCUAUGCUCAAGGUUUUGCGCUACAGCAGCAAAUUGCCACAAGUAUCUGCACUUAAUCAGCUUUUAGUGGCGCUGCAGCCGCAAGUGGAGCGCGUCUCGCUGCUGACCUGCUUGCACAUGGCACUGCUUGGCUGCGAGCUGCAGACCUGCAAUGAUAAGCUUGUGGAGCGCAUUUUGCUGCGCUUCGAGCGCGAACUAGAUAUGACCCGGCUUAAGGACUUGGAGCGCAUUUGUCUGGUCAUAGCACUGUUUAACAUGAACACAGCUAGCGGCGUUGAAUACCGUCUAGUCGACCGCUUUCCAGAAUUGCUGCGAGGCCGCAUUGAUGAGAUCUUGCGUUAUCCCCGCUGCUACACCAACUGUCUGCAGUUUCUCAGCAUGCGAGGCGUUUACGAUGUUGAGCAACUGGGCGUGGCGUUGGAGCCACGCUUCCUGCGCCACACCUAUCGUAGUGGCCUGCCAGGCCGCGAAUAUUUUCACCUAGAUAGCUUUGCCCAGCUAUUAGGCUCUGAGUAUGAAGGGCCACGACUUACAGAACGGCAACGUCAGCAAAUGGGUAAGCUGUAUACACAAUAUAUACCUGAUCGCACAGAUACUCGCUCGAAACUCAACAGCACAGAUCGCAUCCUCUUGGAGAUUCGCGAUGCUGUUGGCAGUCUGCUGCGGACCACAGUUAGUCUUAAACACGUUCUGCCCCACUACGAUCGCUGUGAUGCCAUCGUUGGCUAUGAUCGACAACAGCAGCGCCCUGUGUCAUUGAAUGCUAGCACGUGUCCUAAGGACUACAGUGGCAUCUUGCUCACACGACAGCACUUGCUUGGCUCCAAGGAGGCUCCACACAUAGAUACGUUGAUAAUUGUAGUCGCUGGAUGGAAUAAUGUUAUACGUGACAAGGAACGCUACACUGGACAGUUUGCCAUGAAGCUAAAACAGCUACAGCAGCUGGGACACAAGCCAAUCGUGAUCCAUUGGCACGAAUGGCGGGAACUGGAAACAUCAACGGAUCAGCAGGACUUCUUAAAAAGACGUCUGUGCCAAGCGGCUAAUAUCUGAUUGGCGACACGUUGAGUUGGCAGGGUGUGGACGCGCUCGAUGAUCGUGAAUCGUUAAUACUAUUCUAAUCAUAGUAUUAACAAUAGAAUUAGUUAAUAAUAGCAACAAAAAAGGCAACAACUCUGUAGUGGAUAGAUUUAUAAUAGAAAUCCAGAAACAUGGGCUAAUUUAUAAUAA
Molecule: messenger RNA, 2149 nt
Organism: Drosophila arizonae
Lineage: Eukaryota; Metazoa; Arthropoda; Insecta; Diptera; Drosophilidae
Product: non-canonical pre-mRNAs endonuclease FASTKD5, mitochondrial
Source: RefSeq, a predicted model, not a curated record